AUGGGAUCAAAUAAGGGAAGAUAUUUCUCCACUAAUAAUGGCUGUUUUAUAUUUCAGCAGAAGGAAUCUUUUAGAAUGGAGCAGUCCCCCAGGAUGUUCUGCGUCGUCUUUGCGAUGAGCCUAGUCUUGGCUUCGGGUCAGGAUGCGGGCAGCACGCUAGGAGACUUCGUCAACCAGCUGACAUCAUUGAUAUCGCAGAACGGAGGCAUCGGAAGCUUGGUUAACGCAAUCCGCCCACCCGGACAAUACCCUGGACAAGUUCUGUCUGGUGGAGACAACGGGUAUGGCCUUUAUCCUUCGAAACCUCACAACCCUUCCCAGUACCCCGAGCAGUACCCGGAAUACGCUCCGCAGUACCCCAGUCAAUAUCCUGGAUAUCCACCGGAGAGGCCGAGCCCGUAUCCUCCCAGCUAUCCAAGCGAGUACCCAGAGGACUACCGCCCAGGCAGACCGCCUUACCCGCAGAACUACGCUCCAGGGUACAACCCUUACAGACCACAACCCGGCUACCCGCAGCAGAGCUUCAUGGCAGCUCUCGACUCAAUCACCAGGCACGACGAAUUGAGGUGUGUGCCGAGGCUGCUCUGCGAAGUUACAUCAGGAGGCAAACCUGGGUACCCGUCCUCGAACUCUAACCAGCAGCAGACUGUCAAAGAAACCAUAACAACAUUGCUGACAGUACUCAACUUCAUGGACAACAACCCACUGUUCGUGUUCGGACGAGCAGCACUCCUGGGAGCAGCGAGCAGGGGCAACUCCGCGGCCUGCCUCAACGCCUACCCCACCUGUCCGAAGGAUCCAGACCGUCUUGUCCACUAUCUCAACAACCACAACGGCGGCUUCUUCAGGUUCUUCAGCGGACUCCCUUCUCAGGGUCGGGACCAGUCCGUUCCUCCUGCCGACGAAGAGGCCAGGAUACAGAACAAGCCCGGCCGAGCACUCUCCUUCCCUUCGGCAGUCCGGCCGAUCGAACCCCAGGACUACCUGCCGCCCUCAGCGCACUCCUCCGGCGAUCGCUUUGUUUUUCCGGACAGUUCGACCAGGGGGGGCAAGCAGCUGCACUUUCCCGAAGAAGGUGACUCCUAUCUUGGAAGGCCCUCCUAUAAUCCGGGAUCAGCCUAUAAACCGGACUACUCCCCUCCUCAGAAUUUGAUCAACUUCAGGGAUCAGAGGUCGGUGAAGUUUCCCGCUCCAAUGAACUUUCCGAAGCUUUAA
Messenger RNA from Nezara viridula (southern green stink bug), 1215 nucleotides. The record is from the annotation of a GenBank genome assembly. Lineage: Eukaryota; Metazoa; Arthropoda; Insecta; Hemiptera; Pentatomidae.